This is a messenger RNA of Doryrhamphus excisus (bluestripe pipefish), 2768 nucleotides long. It is a transcript of the gene ccdc191, whose product is annotated as coiled-coil domain containing 191. Lineage: Eukaryota; Metazoa; Chordata; Actinopteri; Syngnathiformes; Syngnathidae. The record is from RefSeq and is a predicted model, not a curated record.
AUUUGAUGCAAGUCAUGUUAGAACGGGUCUUUGUUGGGACUUAAUAUAAACUUGGGAUAGUGGCUUUAGUUAGAUUCUAUGGAGCCAGUGUUGUCACUUCAUCUAAGAUGGCCACCACUUUAGCGGGUCAGGAUUCUCACCUGUUAAGGUGUAGGAAGGCUGGCAAGAGUGGUCCAACAAAGGCAUCUGCCACAAAGAGGCAUGUGAAUAAGGAGGACAUCGAUCAUUGGCGGAAGCAAGUGGAGAAAGCGUCAGCGUUUGCUGUGACCGAAGUCUUCUUCCGCAAGAAAGCCCACUCGGGGGGCAAAGGCCUGGCUGAAGCGCUGCAACACUUGGAGCAGUGGAAAGAUGACGAUGACACCAAUGCUGAAGCUCAGGCACUUCUGGGUGACUGGCUGGACAGUACGUUGCCGCUGGAGCUGGAGGCAGAGGAUGAGGUGGAGGAGGAGAUGGUGGGUGCGAGAUCAAGGCCAGUGGCACCGACUCCCAACAUGAAAUACAACAACUUUGACGAUCUGUACAACCACCUGGCCAAGGAAGAAGAGCACUGUGCGGUCAGCAACUUCCUGCAAGACCUGAAGGAGCAGGAAGUGGUGGACGGUGGCAUGAUGCAGCAGCUGACACUGGACGUUGGAUACACCAACAGGAAGUUCAACGACCCCGUCGUCACCAUGGACGUGCGCCACCAGCAGGUGCGAGAGAACAGAGCGACACGGGACGGCGCCGGCGACGAUGCCAAGCGGCGGGAGCGGGAGCUGCAGGAGAGGAAGAAGAGGCAGGAGGAGAGGAAGAGGCAGGAGGAGAUGGUUCAGCAGGAGAUCGUCAGACUCCGGCGACAGAGGGAGGAGAGGAAAGGCCUUGAACUGCUGCUGAGACGGAGGGAACGACUGGAAGGUCAAAGAGCAGCCAGGAGCCUCCAGCCAGCUCUCCCAUCCCCCGCAAUGCAGAAGCAGCAUCAGCAGCGGUCGCCACCGGCAGAAGCAAAACCACAAUGCCAAGAAAAGAACGUUGAGAUCUUUGUUCACCUGCAUAACCUGAAGUGUCUCAGGAGGCAUUUCUCCCAGUGGUACUCGGUGGUGCUGGAGCAAAGGCUGCAUGCAGGUAAGGCCACGGCGCUGUGUGAUUGGAGGAGACAGCGGAGAGCCUGGCGAGUGUGGCGUGCCGUCACGUGGGCCAGGAGGAAUGAGCGAGAGGUGUGGAGAACAGAGGAGGAGCUGCGAACGGAAAACAAGCGAUGCCAGCUGGCCGUGGACAGCGACCGGCGGCGGGUGCUGAGGCGAUGUCUGCUGGAGUGGCAGCUGUGGUGCCGGCUGGAGCGGGACCAACGCGAGCUGUUGGCCCAGCAGCAGGAGACCCGGCGCAAGAUGGACGCCCUGAUCAGUGCCGCCACCACGGGCCAACUGAAACCCCCCACGAUGUGCGACACCCCGCCGGAGGCCUCGGGGCAGGUAGAGUCCCACAAGCCCGUCACAACCCGCCAUCCCAGAACCCCUGUGGGUUCCAGAACCUCUCAGCCCCAGCAGUGGGUUAAACGGCGCCAUGCAGGGCUCGCCACGAGAGAGCUCAAUCAGGCCCGGCAGAGGGUCGAGGACGGCGAUGACCUCACCUGCCCAAAGAGCGGCGCCUUGCAGGGCGGCCGCUUCGAACACAGACAUGCGGCCCAGAAGAUGAUCAUCAUGCAGCAGAGGAAGCAGCUGAAGGAGCAGCAGGAAGAGAUCGCUCAGCUCAAGCGGGAGGUCACCAUCACCUGGAAGGGCAAAGCAGCGAGGCGGACGCCGCAGCAGAGAGCGCCGACACAACCCAACAGCUUGGACGACUCUGCAAGGAAAGACGCGACACCCCAGAAAAGCUGUCAUCCAAUUAUCGCAGCCAUGGAGGAGAGGGCACGUGCACGUGCGGAGCGGAAGAAGCAGAUUGAGGAACUCCAAAGGGUCAAGCAAGAGGAAAAAAUGGCGGAGAUGAAAGCUGCAGAAGAGCAGAAGCUGAGGGAGGAGGCGAUGGAGAAAGCAAGGAUGAUGGAGGAGAAAAGGCUGGCCAGGAUGAAGGAAGAGGAGAAACGUCAGCGAAGGAAAAAACAGCAUCAACUGGAAGACGAGGCCCAUCAACAUUACAAGAGAAGUUUGUUACGUUGGAAAGGCCUGGCGCCGUGGAAACGCCUCAUGGAGCUCAGGCAGGCCAACACAGAGCUGGCCCAGACUCAUCACGCCGGCUCCCUGCUGAGGCGAUGCACACUGGCAUGGCUGCAAUCAGCCAGAGAUUCCCAGUCUGAGAGGGAAGCUUGUGCUGACCGACUGCAUCGACGACUCCUGCUUCGGAGGAGCUUAACCUGCUGGAAGAAACUGGAGGGCUGGAGGCAUGUUCAGGAGGAGAUGGCUGACUUUUUCUAUGGCACCCACACUCUGAGAAGGUUCCUGCAGGCCCUGCGGGACCACUUGACCCGGGAAAGGCUGCUGGAGCAGGAACGUCAGGAGCUGGCUGAAGGGCACGACAACAGAGCGGCGCUAAGGCGAUGUUUCCAGGCCUGGAGGCGGCUUCCAAAUCUGCAGCGCAAGGAAAGAGAGAGGGAACAGCGGCGGGAGAGGCUGGGCCGCAAAGUGAUUGAGGUCCUGCCCGACUUUUGGUCUCGUCCUCUGUGAAGGCUUGGCGGCACACAAGACACACAAACACCUCAGUGACGCCGCGAAUGAUCGUGUCAAUGUUUUAUUACAAAAAUAUAACAGUCACAACCGUUGAGGACCAACAGAACAUAUCUUCCCAAUAUUUCAAGU